CCCACCACCUCAUCACCCUUCUCGCUCCCUUAGAAGAAGAGAAGAAGAAGAGGAGAAUAGCUUUAGAUGGCGGGCUUGAGCGUUCUUUUGGAAGCCCAGAAGAACUUCCCAAAAAACACCCAAAUCCUCAGGAAGACCUCCAUCCUACGAAACUUUUCUCUCUCCUCCAUUCCUCUUCCCAUCUCCCCUCCUUCCCCUUCCUUCCCCACGAGCCCUUUCCUGGAAUUCUGCUACCUCUGCCGCAAAAGACUCCAAGAAGGGAAGGACAUCUACAUGUAUAGGGGUGACAGGGCGUUUUGCAGCGUGGAGUGCCGGUGCAAGCAGAUAUUCAUGGACGAGGAGAGCGGGAGGAGGGACAACUGCUCGCUCGCCGCCUCCGCCUCCGCCGCCGCCG
Molecule: messenger RNA, 394 nt
Organism: Elaeis guineensis (African oil palm)
Lineage: Eukaryota; Viridiplantae; Streptophyta; Magnoliopsida; Arecales; Arecaceae
Source: RefSeq, a predicted model, not a curated record